CCUCCCCCUUGCUCUGUCUAUUCUCUCCCUCCUUUCUAUUGUCUCGUCAAAACCACAGAAAAGAAUCGAGAGAAAAUUGUAAGCUUCGUAUGUUCGAGCGAUCUUUUUAAUAAAUGAACUCGACUCGCUUUUAAAUUGUAGUAUGUUGAUCAGACAUCAGUUCCCAUUUAGAGUUGGUUUUAUGAUCAUUUCUUAUUUAAUUUCUUCUAUUUGCCGCCUUCAUUUUUCAAUAAUCUAACGCAUCUCAAUACAUCUCCCCCAAUCUCUCUCUCUACAAAACGUCCUCUCUGGCUUUCUUCAUUUGAGUUUCACUUUUUCUGUUAUAGAAAAAAACGUCGAAAGGGAAAAAGAGAAGAGAGACCCUGAGAGUUCUCUGUUGCAGAAGAACCAAAAAAAAAGCCCUAAUAUCAGAUGGGAGACCAGAAGAGGAGACGGGGUCGAAAACCCAAGAACCCAGUGGCCGAUACUAUGGAUUUCCAAAUGAACAAUACCGAGACCACUUCCUCGGCUGCCAUUGACGACGUUUUCUCCGUCGGCAAUGUUGAAAUUGCUGAGGACGAUUCCCCCGUUGCCUCUACGGGGCGUGGUCGACCUUGCAAGGUUGCAAAGCAUGCCGAUACCAGUGCCGUCGCUUCUCCGGUGCGAAACAUUUCUCGGGUAGUCGAAAACAAUGGAGAGUGCGUGCUUGCUGUAUCCGUCGCCGGCGAUAUUGCGAGGCAUAGUUCGGUUGUUGAGCCACCUCCAAGGUGGGAAAAUGUAGUGAAGGUUGUGCCUUCCAUGGAUGCGGUUGUUAAGGUGUUUUGUGUUCACACGGAGCCCAAUUUCUCAUUGCCGUGGCAGCGGAAGAGACAGUAUAGUUCGAGUAGUAGUGGGUUCAUAAUUGGUGGACGGAGGGUAUUGACAAAUGCACACUCUGUAGAGCAUCAUACCCAGGUGAAGCUUAAGAAACGUGGUUCUGAUACCAAGUAUUUGGCGACAGUGCUUGCUAUCGGGACUGAGUGUGAUAUCGCGAUGCUAACUGUUAAUGAUGAUGAGUUCUGGGAGGGAGUUUCACCGGUAGAAUUUGGUUCCUUGCCUGCACUCCAAGAUGCUGUAACUGUUGUGGGCUACCCAAUUGGCGGAGACACAAUUUCUGUGACAAGUGGCGUGGUGUCACGCAUGGAAAUCCUGUCAUAUGUCCAUGGGUCCACUGAGCUUCUGGGUUUACAGAUAGAUGCAGCUAUUAACUCGGGAAAUUCUGGUGGUCCUGCUUUUAAUGAUAAAGGGAAUUGUGUAGGAAUUGCAUUUCAGUCCCUUAAGCAUGAAGAUGUGGAGAAUAUAGGUUAUGUCAUACCUACACCUGUCAUUAUGCAUUUCAUUAUAGACUAUGAGAGGAACAAAGAAUACACAGGGUUCCCUACUCUUGGUGUUGAGUGGCAAAAGAUGGAAAAUCCAGAUUUGCGCAUGGCGAUGGGCAUGACAUCUGAUCAGAAGGGUGUUCGUAUUAGAAGAGUUGAGCCCACUGCUCCAGAAUCUCAAGUUCUGAAGCCAUCUGACAUUCUUCUCAGCUUUGAUGGAAUUGAUAUUGCUAAUGAUGGAACAGUUCCAUUCAGGCAUGGAGAGCGUAUUGGAUUUAGUUACCUGGUUUCUCAAAAAUAUACCGGAGAGAAUUCUGUAGUUAAAGUACUCCGCAAUUCGGAGAUUUUUGAAUUCAACAUAAAGCUAGCAACUUACAAACGGCUCAUUCCGGCACAUAUCAAGGGCAGACCUCCAUCAUAUUACAUAAUUGCUGGAUUUGUCUUUACAACUGUAUCUGUUCCAUAUCUUCGCUCUGAGUAUGGAAAGGAUUAUGAAUAUGAUGCACCAGUCAAACUAUUGGACAAGCAUUUGCAUGCAAUGGCACAAUCAGAAGAUGAACAGCUUGUGGUGGUUUCUCAGGUGCUUGUAGCUGAUAUCAAUAUUGGUUACGAGGACAUUGUCAAUACUCAGGUUCUUGCUUUUAAUGGCAAACCUGUCAAGAAUCUGAAGAGCUUAGCAAGCAUGGUUGAAAACUGUGAUGAUGAGUUUUUGAAGUUUGAACUGGAGUACCAACAGCUAGUGGUUCUACAGACAAAGAUUGCCAAGGCAGCAACACUAGAUAUUGUGACGACCCACUGCAUACCUUCAGCAAUGUCUGAAGAUCUUAAGUGAGGAGGCAGAAACAAGGUGGAAAUACAUGGAAUUACCAUCUUGCUUACGGAGUAUUGACAGUCGAAGUACCUAUUAUCCUUUUUGGUCAGAAUCCCCAAUGAGUGUAAUGGUCUGCAGUUUUUUGUUGGUUAAAUUGAUCCCAAAAACAAACAAAAGGCAAGAGCCGCAUAUGGUAUUUCUUUGUAGCUGUUAUAGCAAGAAACCAAUCUAUACAGAGGGUGCUGUGGUAUAGAAUUUUUCUCCGCAUCUGUUGGAUGCAGGAGCGGAGUAAAGCAUGAGGGGUGUGAAAGUGAAAUUGGUAGUGAUGCAUGACAUAGAUGAUAGAUAUAUGCUUUUUGAGAAGUUAAAAUUCUGCUGCAUUGAUGCUUCUGAUAUAAAGAAGAUUGAAAUGAAAAAAGAGUUGGGGUUUUUCUUUUGUAUUUUGUGUUCGCUUACUGUUCGGAUGUAUAUUCAAUGCUAGAAGGAAAAGAAAAUGAUAUGAAAUUGUUCAUGGAUGGUCGAUGGUGAGAAAUCAUGGGAAGAGGAGAAAGGCCGUAAUAUGAGGUUGGGUCGUCAGGUGGCAGGAAGGAGGAAGCUCUGCCUCUGUUGUAUUUUUCUCCAGGUAUUUUCCUGUUUUUAAAAUGAAGUCCAGUCCAGGCUCCAGGGUUACGCUAUUGCCGCCAUUUUUCCUGAAUACUUGACUUUUUGGUCGGUACUCGGUACUCGGUACUCGGUACUCGGUAGUAGCAUUCUUCUAUCAAUUCAAUUUUAUUUAAAAGCCGUAGAACGGGCCCUUGUUAUGUAGUUGUUACGGGGUUUACUCCAUUUCGACACAGGCUCUCAACUCUCUCCACAUGCAGCCAUGCCUUUCAGGCUUCAGCACUAUAAUGAUUGAUGAAGUUUAUAUGGACUGACGUGGACAGCGCAGGACAAAGUAGAAUAAUAAAUUGAAUGGAGUCACAAAAUACAAAAAGGUUAGUGGUUGGAGUUGGAGACGAUCAUCUCUGGGUUGUGACUUGUGAAUUGCGUAGGGUGUAGGGUGGGGGAGAAUUUGAUGAUGGUUGGUUGUUACCCGUUUCCCUUUGGUGUGUGCCUACUGCCUAGUGGUGGACUGGUGGGUUGAGAGGUGAAUGGCAUUGAAAUGUAUUAUCUAUUAUGUGAUCCUUUUCCAAAAUUCCAAUUCAUACAUGAGAUGAGAUGAGCUGUACUUGACAAGUCGCCGCUGUUUCUCCGCCACAGGCUCAACCAAGAACCAACUUCGUGGUGACUCUGUGUCACCGCCUACCGCCUCUAUUCGUUUGUUCAUCCAGUGUAGGUUAUGUAUUUCUGAUCAUUUUUAUUUAGCAUCCAUUUUUUAUUAUUUAAUUAUGUUUUAUUUCUAUAGAGAUGAAUAACAAUUAUUUAUUUAUUUUUUAUUUAACUAUUCACACUUUUGAAAGAGUGGUUUGACACGUGGUUAA
This is a messenger RNA of Nelumbo nucifera (sacred lotus), 3608 nucleotides long. The record is from RefSeq and is a predicted model, not a curated record. NCBI's taxonomy places the organism in Eukaryota, Viridiplantae, Streptophyta, Magnoliopsida, Proteales, Nelumbonaceae.